Molecule: messenger RNA, 2179 nt
Organism: Mercurialis annua (annual mercury)
Lineage: Eukaryota; Viridiplantae; Streptophyta; Magnoliopsida; Malpighiales; Euphorbiaceae
Product: DELLA protein RGL1-like
Exons: 1
Coding region: 417-2129 (570 amino acids)
Biological process (GO): regulation of DNA-templated transcription
Cellular component (GO): nucleus
Molecular function (GO): sequence-specific DNA binding; DNA-binding transcription factor activity
Source: RefSeq, a predicted model, not a curated record
UGUGAUCAAACAAGAGAUAUGAAUUGUUGACAACUUGUGUCGAAGUUUGUCUUUAAGAGUUGUAUUUAUGUCCGAGUCCCUUUCAUCGAAUUGAGUUUGUCUAAUCUUGCUUAGCCAUCUAAUACUAAUUCUACACAAAAUAACAGUAACCAGUUUUGUUAUCAUCAUCCCUUUGUAAUUUUGGCCUUGUUUUAACAAUAAUGACAAUCUUAAAACAUAUUCUAUACCACAGAUUGUUUAAUCCAAGCAGGCCAUUCUGACUAUAUUGAAAUGUCAUAAUCCUUGCAAUAAUAUGUUAUUUGUCGGACUUUUCGAUGAUUUAUAUCAUCAUUUUCUACUAUCUGUGUUUAUGCUAAUUUACAUAACUUGAUCGUCUUAGCUAAUUCUGUGUGAACUCGCUGAUUGACUUUUUUGAGAUGGCUAAUGGUUUGGAUUCUUUCACUCCAUUUGACUUCAGUAGAAUCCAAGGUAUUUAUAGCCCCCUGGAUCAAGAUUAUGAGGAAGAAGAAGAAGCUGCAAUGAAAGGAAAACAACAAGAAUAUGUACCGUCCUUCUCAAUGGAAGAAUGGGGCGAGCAGAUUUAUCCUUCAUCUUUUGGAUAUGGUACUUACAAUAAAUAUAAAGAUCAAGAACAGCCUCCGAUUUCAAAUUGUUCGACACUCGACGAAUUCUUCAGUUCUUGUUCUCCUGCACCAGCAAAACCGAUGCAAGAAGUUAAAGAAUCCGAGAAUAUUGCGAAAUUUAAAGAUUUGUCGUCUUCUUUAGAGCUACUCAACAAUUACAGUAUCAAGAAAUUGAACGUUAAUCAAUUCAACAACGUAAGCAGCGGACCGAAAAAAUUGUCGACAGAAGAGAUUAUGAGGAUAGCUGGCGCGAGAUACAUACAGUUUUCGGAUCAGAGGUUCGAUGAUUUCUCAACGCUUAUGCAUCCUUACGGCUAUGCUCUUUCGGGCCUCUCGGGAGAAGAAACGAAAAAUGUGGAGCUCGCUCAUCUUCUUUUCGCGGCGGCUGAGAAAGUUGGCUAUCAGCAAUUUGAUCGAGCGAGCAGAUUACUUUCGCGCUGCGAAUGGAUUGCGUCCGAGGGAGCUAAUCCUGUUCAAAGAGUUGUUCAUUGCUUCGCUGAAGCUCUUCGAGAAAGAAUUGAUAAGGCUACAGGAAGAUUGUUCGUACCGAAUGUAAGAAAAGAAAGUUAUGCUGUAAAUUCAAAUCUUGCUUGUAUUAGUGUUCAUCAAAAUGUUCCGAUUAAUCAAGUUAUGCAGCUCGCGUCAAUCCAAACCAUAAUGGAAAACAUCGGAUCAGCGCGAAAGCUCCACGUGAUUGAUCUUGAAAUCAGAAGUGGAGUUCAGUGGACCGCAAUGAUGCAAGCUCUUGCAGAUCGCAAACACCGUCCGAUUGAACAUCUUAAAGUGACUGCAGUUGGAUUGACAAGCGAACACAAGAACAUAGAGGAAACGGGAAGAAGCCUGGAAAAUUUCGCAAAGUCUAUGAACAUUUCUUUCAUUUUCAAGGCCGUAUGCGUCCAACACAUGAUCGAUAUCAAACAGGAACUAUUCGAAACUGCGUCCGACGAAUCAUUAGUUGUUGUUUCGAACAUGUUUCUGAAGACUCUGCUCUCGAGUCCCGAGUGCUUGGAAAAUUUAAUGACAGUGAUAAAAAGUCUCAAUCCGUCGAUAAUGGUGGUAACCGAAGUUGAAGCGAAACACAAUUCGCCAAAUUUCGUCAACCGUUUUAUAGAAGCGUUAUUCUUCUAUAGUGCAUACUUCGAUUGUCUCGAAACCUGCUUGGAUCAGAAUACGGAGCACAGAUCCACAAUUGAAGCAAUAUUUUGUAGCGGAAUUCGAGAAAUCGUGGCGGCGGAUGACAAUGGAAGGAGUGUUAGAAAUGUACAAAUUGAUGUGUGGAGAGCAUAUUUUUCAAGAUUUAGAAUGGUGGAAAUAGGAUUGAGUGAGUCAUCAUUUUAUCAAGCUAAUUUAGUAGCUAAGCAAUUUGUUUAUGGAAGUAGUUGUAAUCUUGAUAAGAAUGGAAAAUGUUUGAUUGUUGGUUGGAAGGGAGUGCCAUUGCAUUCUCUUUCAGCUUGGAAAUUCUGUAGAGAUAGAUUAGGGAGGUUCCUUUCAAAUUAUAGAUUCUGAAAAUGCCUUUGCAUUUGUAAUUAUUGCCUUUUUAUUUCUCAAUUUGUUAA